Cuscuta campestris is the source of this 3102-nucleotide messenger RNA. The record is from the annotation of a GenBank genome assembly. Lineage: Eukaryota; Viridiplantae; Streptophyta; Magnoliopsida; Solanales; Convolvulaceae.
GCCGUUCUGUAUUUACCUCUGUUCCCCUUCCAUCGAUCCAUUCAAACCCUAACUGAUUUGAGUACUAUAUAUAAUAAGGCUUGGAAUUACCCCUUUUCUUUCGUCGAUUCCAAUUAUUAUUGCGCCCACAUGUUGGCGAAUUCGGCAUAAACAAGAAAUUUGUUUACCUUUCUGUUUAAAUCUUUUGUAUAUUUCUUUUGGGUGAGAUGCUAUCGGGCUCGAAAAUUGAAGGCGGGACGCAGAACAUAUCACCUGGACUUAGAAUGACGAUAGAGACUCUGAAAGAAGUUGCCAAGGGUCACUCUGAAGACGAUAUCUAUGCCACUCUCAAAGAGUCUAACAUGGACCCAAACGAGACAUUCCAGAAAUUGUGUCAUCAGGAUACAUUUCAUGAAGUAAGGAGACGAAGGGAUAGAAAAAAAGAGGUGGUGAAUGAGCCUAGUGUGCACAUUGAGAGAGCAGGGCAUAAGAUUCAAGAGGACAGAAAAGAAUUUGAAUCUGCUAAUGUAAAUCUGAAACCCAACACUUAUUUGCAUCGUAAUAUUCGAAGAGGGCCAUACAAGCGGAAUCCUUUGUCUGGCACUAGAGUUAACAGAGAAUUCCGUGUUGUGAAGGACAAAAGGAUAAACCACGAUACAGAUAAUGACACUUUAGGUCCUGCUCUCUCUGAACCAGCAAUGCCUGCUUCUUUGGCAAGCUCAAAAGGGAGUUCAAAGAACAAGGUGACUGUUGGGGAUGAUUCUCAUGCUAAUAUUACUGCAAAUAAUGGAAAUUUAAAGAUGGGAGCAAUGAAGCAACAUGUUUCUAAGCCACGUUCUACAACAUCAUCAAACAAUUCUGUAUUAGGAGUUUACUCCUCUUCAACAGAUCCUGUUCAUGUACCGUCUCAUGGUUCCAGAUCUGCCACUAAUGUGGGUGCCAUUAAACGUGAUGUUGGAGUGGUAGGCGCCCGUCGCCAGUCCACGGAAGCUAAUAAUAAACCUUCAUCGUCACAGGGUGGUUUGUCUUCAAAUUAUCAUGCUGGGCAACACCGUCCACCUUCUAGAGGAAAUCCACGCUCUUUUGGUUCUUUUUCCAAAAGUGAUCAAAAUGCUGCCUCUGUUCCAUCAAGCCAUCCAAAUGGGAGAUCUUUUAGUAGUUACCAGCACAAUUCCAGGCCAAAUCAAUCCGUGGUCCAUCAGAAAAGUGCUCAACCGAGUAAGGAAUGGAAACCUAAGGUGAGCCAGAAGUUAGUUGCUGACGCCUCUGAGCCUUGUGAGAAACCUGGCAAAUCUGCUGCUCCAGCCAGCAGUAGACCUAACCACAUCGAAGAAGAGACAUCCAAAUUGCAGGAUAAAGUAUCAAGGGUAAACAUAUCUGAAAAUGUAACCAUAGCUCCACAUCUUCGUGUUUCUGAGAGUGAGAAAUAUCGCUUGAACUUCGGCUGUUUGGAUGCUGAUUUUAUACCUUCUAAAACUUCUGCUGAAGAACAAAAAGUUGAGCGCUCCGAAAGUUUGUUCGUUUCGGUUUCUGAUGGUUUGAUUGAAGAGCCUGGUGCUGACAGCAAUGAGUUGGUUUUGGGCAAGGAUAUACCCCAAAAUUCAGGAUCCAGUUCACCUGUGCCAGGUUCAAUAUCUGUGCCUCCCCAGAUUGAUAAAAAGGAAUCUUCAGCUCCUUCGGAGUUGGAUAACUAUUCUGAUCUUGGCUUGGUUCGAGAUGCUGCCACUUCAUUUGAGCCACAAAGGCACCCAGAUGCCUCUGAUUUAUCAAGUUUUUCUCAGGUCUACGAUCCUCAAACUGGCUAUGAUUUGACUUAUUUCAGACCAAAUACAGCCGAUGAAGCUGUAAGGGGACAUGGUUUACUCUCAUCCCAAGAGGCUCUCAUUUCACACACUGGUAAUAGUAUUCCUUCAUCUUCGAUUGGAAUGGUACCGCAAGUACAGCAGCAGCAGCAGCAAGCAGUAGCUCAGAUGUACCCACAAGUUCAUCUUCCUCACUUCACAAGUAUUAUGCCGUACAGACAAUUCAUUUCCCCUGUUUAUGUCCCUCCAAUGGCUGUGCAAGGCUACUCUGGUAAUCCUGCCUUUUCACAUCAUCCCUCUAAUGGCAGCAGUUAUGUGCUGAUGCCCGGCGCCACUUCCCAUUUGAGUGCUAGCGGGGGCCUCAAGUAUGGGAUGCAGCAAUACAAACCUGUCCCUGCCGGGGGUGGCCAAACAGGUUUUGGAAGUUUUACUAGUCCUACAGGCUAUGCCAUGAAUGCCCCUGGUGUUAUUGGCAAUGCUACCGGACUAGAUGAUUCAGCUAGGCUCAAGUUCAAAGAUACCAACUUAUAUGUUCCAAAUCCUCAGGCUGAGACGUCGGAGAUAUGGAUGAAUGCAAGGGAGGUGGUGCCGAAUAUGCAGACGGCAUCAUACUUCAACAUGCCAGGUGGACAAGCACCGCCGCAUGCAGGGCCCGCUGCCUAUAUGGCCUCCCCCCACGGUGGCCACCCUUCUUUCAACACCGCUGCUGCAGUUGCUCAAUCCUCACAUAUGCAGUUUCCGAUGUAUCAUCAUCAACCGCCACAACCCGCCAUGAUAGGCAAUCCCCACCACCAUAUGGGUGGCGGUGCGGUGGGCGGCAAUGUUGGAGUUGGUAUUGCAGCGGCGGCGGCAGCAAACCCGGGCGGGGCAUAUCAGCAACCUCAAUUAGGUCACCUGAAUUGGACAGCAGGCAACUUUUGAACUUUGAAAAAAAAACAGAAAGUUGAUUGGUAUUUUCAUGUAAGUUGUUUUGAUUGUUUUCCAACUUGUAAAAUAAGCACAAAAAAACUUUCCAAUCCAAUCAAAAUCAAUGGAGAGAAAGCUCAACAAAAGGGCCAAAAUAGCCCGAAUGCCUCAAGCCUUUUGUUCCACUAUGCUGUACUGUUCAUCUUUUUCUUGACAUGUAAUGUUAGGGCACACCACCUUUGACACACUAAUGUAUCUUAGAGAACACUCUCACCUGUUUUCUGUCAGAAUUGGUGUGCCUGAAAACAGAUUUUAUUUAGAUAAUGGUUAGUCUAAUUUGUCAUCUGCCUCGGUCAACCGAGCCGCGAAACCUGAGAAACGGCCGUGCUUGUAGGAAUACAACAUGGCUUGACUU